AUGGCGAAAGAUGGCGAUAGCACUGUCGUGAACACCAAGCUAAGGACGAAGAACAGCGCUGGUGAGGAGACAGGCGUAGGAAGCAAAAAGCGCAAGGCAUCAACUGUCGUCAUCCACCAGAAUCAAAAUGGCGAGAGCAGCAGCAGCCCUAUGAAGAAGAGGAGGGCAAACGAAGACAAAGAAGAAGAAGAAAUCGACACAUCACGACCCACUGCAGUCUUCACCCCAAAAGGGGCCCGCGACUGGACAGUCAGCAUCGCAUUGCCCGGUAGCUGGCUCAACAACGCCAAGAAGCCCGAUCACAAGACUGCUCAAGUCGGUCGGAUUGCGCGUGCUGCAGCUGUAUUCUGCGUCGACGAGAUUGUGGUUUUCGACGAUGAUCCAGUCAACGUCCCUAGCGUAGUGGCUCCGAAGUACAUGCGCAAGAAGGGGAAGCAGCUGUCUAAGCAAGAAGUCAUGGACUCUAUUCUGGAAGAGGAUGAGCCCUGGCAGAACCCGGAUCAGUUUCUCUACCAUGUACUGUCAUAUGCAGAAUGCCCGCCUCAUCUCCGCAUGAAGCUCUUCCCUCGCCACAAGAACCUGGAGCAAGCAGGCAUGCUGCCUAGCAUGGAUAUGCCACAUCACCUUAGAAGUCAUGAGUGGUGCCAGUAUCGUGAGGGCAUGGUCAUCGGCCCAGCUCCAGCACCUGCACCGACACAGAAGGGCAAGAAAAGUCAAGAUACUCUAGACUACGCCUACGUAGAGGUUGGCCUGCCUUACCCCAUCCGCGUACCCAUUCCUGCAGGAUCACCGGUCGAAGAAGGCAUGCGCACCACCGUGCGGUUCAGCAACCCAGACCCACUAGCAUCAUGGCCCAACAUGUCAAAGUCUGACUGUGAUUCCAUCGAUGCUAUCGCCUGCGCGAACAGCCUUCCGCGUGAAGAAGGUGGUUACUACUGGGGUUACACUGUACGCCGCGCCCCCUCGCUUUCAUCAGUAUUCUCAGAAUGCGAGUAUCCUUCCGGCUACGACUACACGAUUGGAACCUCCGAACGCGGUAUACCAAUACACUCUAUCCUGCCCGACAACGCUUCCUCCUCGCAUAACAAAGUCCUGGAGCCCUUCAAACACCUUUUGCUCGUGUUCGGUGGCGUUGCAGGCAUCGAGCCAGCUGUAGCGAACGAUCCGGAGCUUGUGGCGAAAGGAUUGGGCAAGAAGAACGCGGAUACACUGUUUGACAAGUGGGUCAAUCUUGUGCCCGGUCAGGGCAGUCGGACUAUUCGCACGGAGGAGGCGGUGGAGUUUGGGCUUUGUAGUGUCAAGCCGUGGGUGGAUUCGAUGUACGAUGUCUAG
Messenger RNA from Parastagonospora nodorum SN15, 1332 nucleotides. RefSeq lists its product as hypothetical. The transcript is spliced from 2 exons. Lineage: Eukaryota; Fungi; Ascomycota; Dothideomycetes; Pleosporales; Phaeosphaeriaceae. Bases 1 to 1332 code for a protein of 443 amino acids. The record is from RefSeq and is a predicted model, not a curated record.